AUGGAGCUGAAGCAAAACCAAAUCAAUGACCUCUUUGCAUUCCCUUCUGCAUGGAAUCAGCUUGCUUUUUCCUCAAAACCGCCUCCGAAGCUUCUUAAAAUUGCUCUGUUUGUCAAGAAAUGGCCUCAUAGAUCUCAAGCAGGAGGGCUUGAAAGGCAUGCCUUGACCCUCCACCUUGCACUUGCCAAAAGGGGUCAUGAGCUUCACAUCUUUACCACUUCUCCUUCUUCAAAUUCCUCCUUCCCAAGGUACCCAAUAAGCAAUUUGUAUUUUCACCUCUCAAAACCAACUGCUGCUGGGUAUCUGGACCAAGCUCUGGUUUGGAAGCUGUUUCAAACUCAAAACUCAACAGGAAGGCCUUUUGAUGUGAUCCACACUGAAAGCGUGGGCCUCUUGCACACUCGAUCGCGUAACCAGACAAACCUGGCUGUUACUUGGCAUGGGAUUGCAUAUGAGACUAUCCAUUCUGACAUCAUACAAGAACUUUUGCGCAGCCCCAAAGAACCACAGGGAUCUGCAUUGACUGAAAGAACUAUGAAGGUUAUUGCAGAGGUGAGGUUUUUCCCCAGUUAUGCUCACCAUGUUGCUACCAGUGACCAUGUUGGAGAUGUACUCAAGAGGAUUUACAUGCUCCCGGAUGAUCGCGUUCACAUUAUUCUUAAUGGUGUCGAUGAGGAUAUUUUUAAGCCAGACAUUGCCAAGGGAAAUGACUUUAAGAAAAAAUUUGGAGUACCUGAAUCCAGGACACUGGUUUUGGGAAUGGCUGGAAGGUUGGUAAAGGAUAAAGGGCACCCCUUGAUGUUUGAGGCUUUGAAACAAAUGCUAAAGGAAAAUGAAGCAUUUCAGCAAAGUAUUGUGGUUCUGGUUGCUGGUAAUGGUCCUUGGGGUGCUAGGUACAGAGAUCUUGGAACUAAUGUACUUGUUUUGGGGCCACUGGAACAAGCUCAGCUUGCUGAGUUCUAUAACGCAGUCGAUAUUUUUGUGAACCCGACUCUACGCGCUCAGGGAUUGGAUCAUACUUUGUUAGAAGCAAUGCUGUCUGGGAAGCCAGUAAUGGCAACAAGGCUUGCUAGCAUUACGGGUUCUGUGGUUGUUGGCACAGAAGUGGGAUAUACAUUUUCCCCAACAAUAGCUUCACUAAAGACGACCCUCUAUAGAGUUUGGAAAGAUGGCAGAGAAGACUUAAAGCAGAAAGGCCAGGCAGCAAGGCAGAGAGGUUUGCAAUUGUUCACUGCUACCAAAAUGGCUGCUGCUUAUGAAAGGCUUUUCCUUUGCAUAUCCAAUGAUGAGAACAGAGGGGACAACUAUUGUCAAUAUCAGAUUCCAUAACACUUAAUUAGCAGAUCCUUCAUAUAUCUCUAGUCCCCAAGGAUGAUUAUGGCAUCAGACUACAACAUUUUGAAAGUUCAGAGGACCAGGUAGUGUAGAAAACUUUUCUUGAAGAUGAACUAGAGGCUUGUCACCGGAUUUUCGGCUUUAGAAGCAAGCUUUUCUAACAAAAAACCACCAAGUGGAGAAAAGGCCAGACACGGCUGAAGAUCCAAUCUGUAUUGAAGCUGUAAGUAUCUUUGACAAUUUCCAUAUGCAUUAAAUUGGCUGAUAAGCCAAGGAUAGCUAGUGUGGAGGUUUUUUAUGACAUUUUUUUUGUUCUCUGCUAAAAUUCCAUGUAUCCUCUUACU
This is a messenger RNA of Prunus avium (sweet cherry), 1679 nucleotides long. Its product is annotated as UDP-Glycosyltransferase superfamily protein. The record is from RefSeq and is a predicted model, not a curated record. NCBI's taxonomy places the organism in Eukaryota, Viridiplantae, Streptophyta, Magnoliopsida, Rosales, Rosaceae.